AUGGCACAAUGGUGGCAGAUCCUCUUGGGGUUGUGGACAGCCCUGCCCACCUUGGUGAGGGACAAGCUGUUCAACGUCUGCAUGAAUUCCAAGCGCCACAAGCAAGAGCCUGGCCCAGAAGACAAGCUUUAUGGGGCGUGCAUACCCUGGAAGGACAAUGCCUGCUGCACACACUCCACAAGCUGGGAAGCCCACCUUAAUGGGCCCUGGGUCUUGAACUUCAGCAUAGUGUGCUGUGGACUGUUGACCCUGGACUGUCAAAAGCACUUCAUCCAGGCCCUCUGCUUCCAUGACUGUUCCCCCAGCCUGGGGCCUUGGAUCCAGCCAGUGGUCCCAAACAGGCAGGAAGAGCAGCGGGUUUGGGACAUGCCACUGUGCCAGGAAGAUUGUGAGGGAUGGUGGAAAGCCUGCCGCUCAUCUCUCACUCGUAAAUCCAACUGGCUCAACAGCUGGGACUGGAGUCCGGGGAAGAACCACCGCUCAGUCCAUGCACCCUGUCUCCCUUUCUGAUACUACUUCCCCACCUGUGAUGACCUGUGUGAGAAGAUCUAGAACAACACAUUCAAGGCCAGUCCUGAACACAGGAAUAGUGGGUGGUGUCUGCAGAAGUGGUUUGAGCCCACCCAUGGCAACCCCAACACGGAAGUGGCCCUCCAUUUCGCCAGCUCUGCCUCAGCCAGGCGGCUCUCUUACAGCCUCGAAGCCUUCUCUCUGCACCUGCUGCUCCGUCCUGAGCCCCCUCCCUCUCUUACCCACAUUUCCUGA
Arvicanthis niloticus (Nile rat) is the source of this 765-nucleotide messenger RNA. Lineage: Eukaryota; Metazoa; Chordata; Mammalia; Rodentia; Muridae. The record is from RefSeq and is a predicted model, not a curated record.